UGCAUUUGUUGAAAGGCACGUAGCUCUGCGGCAUUCGAGCAGCCUUUCCACCGAGGAGCGGGACCCGGAGCCUCGCAGCGACCUGCAGCAGCGCCCGGCAAGCACACAUCCCAACGCAAGAAACUACUGCGCUUCAUUCGCACUUGUACUGCACAGCUCCACCCUCUCUGAAGAUGCCGCACCAGUACCCAGCCCUGAGCCCCGAGCAGAAGAAGGAGCUGUCGGACAUUGCCCAGCAAAUCAUCGCUCCUGGCAAGGGCAUCCUCGCCGCCGAUGAGUCCGUGGGGAGCAUGGCGAAGCGUCUCAACCAGAUUGGCGUGGAGAACACCGAGGAGAACCGCCGUCUGUACCGCCAGCUGCUCUUCAGCGCCGACGAGCGAAUCAACAGCUGCAUCGGUGGAGUGAUCUUCUUCCACGAGACGCUGUACCAGAGCAACGACGACGGGACCCCCUUCGUCCAGAUGAUCAAGGACAAGGGCAUCCUCGUGGGCAUCAAGGUUGAUAAGGGUGUUGUCCCUCUGGCAGGAACCAAUGGAGAGACCACAACCCAGGGUCUGGACGGCCUGUCCGAGCGCUGUGCCCAGUACAAGAAGGACGGGGCUGACUUUGCGAAGUGGCGCUGUGUUCUGAAGAUCAGCGAGACCACACCCUCCGAGCUGUCCAUCCUGGAGAACGCCAACGUCCUGGCGCGCUACGCCAGCAUCUGCCAGCAGAAUGGAAUUGUUCCCAUCGUGGAGCCGGAGAUUCUUCCUGAUGGAGAGCAUGACCUGAAACGCUGCCAGUACAUCACUGAGAAGGUCCUGGCUGCAGUGUACAAGGCUCUAAGUGACCACCACGUCUACCUGGAAGGCACGCUGCUGAAGCCCAACAUGGUCACCGCCGGGCACGCCUGCCCCUCCAAGUACACGGCCGAGGAGAUCGCCAUGGCUACCGUCACGGCGCUGCGCCGCACUGUCCCCCCUGCUGUUGCCGGCAUCACCUUCCUGUCGGGCGGGCAGAGCGAGGAGGAGGCCUCCCUCAACCUGAACGCCAUCAACAACUGCCCGCUGGGGAGGCCCUGGGCCCUGACCUUCUCGUAUGGACGCGCCCUGCAGGCCUCCGCGCUCAACGCCUGGCGCGGCCAGAAGGACAACGAGAGCGCCGCCACGGAGGAGUUCAUCAAGCGUGCCGAGGUGAACAGCUUGGCAGCACAGGGCAAGUACGAGGCCAGCGGAGAGGGGAGCGGAGCCGCCUCCCAGUCCCUCUACGUGGCCAAUCACGCCUACUGAGCACUGGGCGCCGCCCACAUUCCAGCUUCAAGCCCACCAAUAGGAUCUUCCACCGCUGCUACCUUCCAUGUCACCAACCUAUCACAGGCCUGCGCUGUCUUCUGUACUUUAGGAGUAAUUAUAAAAAAAUAAAAGAUUGUAGUAAUAAAUCUGGUAUGUGUACAGUAAAAGAAACUGGCUUCUCGGAAGAGCGAAUGAAAGCUGAAAGGUGUGUGUGUGUGCGGGUGUGCUGAUGAGAGUGAUGCAGGUAUAGUGUGGUGCUGUGCGGUGCGUGAAGGGAGCAGGCAGGUUUGUAAUAAAGAGCCAGUAUCUGAGACCGACUGCCAGAAAGAAACAGGACAAAGAGCCUUUGGAAGCCUGUUUUGUUAGACCCUGGCACUGAGAGGUGAAACCAGCCUUCACACAAGAAUGAUGUCAGUCCUGUUCAGUGUUGUGUUUGUCAUCCUUUUUCAUUUAGUUGGCAAAAUCUAGAACCUCGUUAUCCCGUCUCCUCUGAAACACGGGGAGAACGCAACAGUACAAACGGUGGCCACACAGCCUAGCCUGGGUACUGCUGGGUUUGAAGCAAAGGGAACACCGAAUGCCUGUCUGUCCGUGUCUGUCUGUCUGUCUGGAUGCAUUCAACUGCGACAGCUCUGAGGGUAUAAUUACAAUAGAAAGGUCGCUCUAAAUACCACACUAGUGUCUCACCGUUCCAAACCUAACUGGGAAUGUGCGUUGAAGUCAGAUUUAUUUUAACAAAAAAAUAACUUGCAAUUGUGUGUGAAAAUGUAGCUUUAACCAUGCUGCUUGUGUGUCUUUCCCCCUCCUCCCCUCCGGUGAGGCGCAGUGGUACAGGCUCUGUGUGAUAAUCUGUUGUGUGUGUGUGUGAUGAAACGCUGCACAGCGGCUCAGAUUUUAGGGGAACAGUAGCUGCUGCAUGGGGGGAGAAAAAAAAAAAAAGUAUUUUUGUGAUAGUAGUGUUGUUAUCUAUGCACCUGAUGUACCAAAUAGUGAAGGAAAAUUAAACGUGUAGAACCAAACGCUAA
This is a messenger RNA of Polyodon spathula (Mississippi paddlefish), 2296 nucleotides long. Its product is annotated as fructose-bisphosphate aldolase C. Gene Ontology annotation, cellular component: cytosol. Gene Ontology annotation, molecular function: fructose-bisphosphate aldolase activity. Gene Ontology annotation, biological process: glycolytic process; fructose 1,6-bisphosphate metabolic process. The record is from RefSeq and is a predicted model, not a curated record. Lineage: Eukaryota; Metazoa; Chordata; Actinopteri; Acipenseriformes; Polyodontidae. The transcript is spliced from 9 exons. The coding region runs from base 174 to 1268 and encodes 364 amino acids.